AUGGGGAAGAAAGACCAGAAUCACCAGAAAGACCCUACCUUCAAAGUUGAAGCUGUUCUUCAACUCAUCAGAAAACAAUCACCCCUCACUCUCAAACAGGAGAAGUUCUGCAACUAUGCUUGUGUUGAACGGUUUCUCAAAGCGAACAAGGAUAAUGUGAAGAAAGCUGCCAAGCAACUCAGGGCUUGCCUCUCUUGGAGAGAAACUAUAGGCAUCGAGAAUCUGAUGGCAGAUGAGUUCGCAGCUGAAAUCGCCGACGGGUUAGCUUAUGUGGCUGGUCAGGACGAUGAAUCCAGACCUGUAAUGAUUUUCCGGAUGAAGCAGGACUACCAUAAGUCACAUUCUCAGAAACUGUUCAAUCGCUUGUUUGUGUUCACAUUGGAGGUGGCCAUUUCAACGAUGACCAGAAACAUGAAAGAACUCGUCAUCCUCUUCGAUGCAAGUUUUUACAGGUCAGCAUCAGCUUUAAUGAACAUAUUAGUGGGAGCACUGAAAAUUGUGGCAGAAAAUUAUCCAGGGCAGCUACAGAAGGCCUUUGUGAUUGACCCUCCUUCACUCUUCACUUGUUUGUGGAAGGGAGUUCGUCCAUUCGUUGAGCUUUCAACGGUGACGAUGAUGGUAUCGUCAUCAGACUUUGAAGAAACGCAUGAUAUAAACGACUUCGUAUCAUAUCCCCGAGUCUCAUCUCUGCGAUUUAGCCCGUCCGUCACAAAACCAACGGCUAGAAUUGGUUCUUCCGCAUCUUCCCGAUUUGCCUUCACAGCGUCCAAUGGCAAUAACUCGUUAAAGCCUUGGUACCUUAGCCUAACUGACACAUCAGCAUCCAAGGUGGGACCCACAAGCCCCUCACCCAGACCUAUGGGCCCCGCACUGAUCUCCCCAUUCAACGCCCGAUCCUAUUCAUUCGCGUCGCCAGUUGCUCGUGGGCAUCCACGUGGAGGAGAUCUCAAUGGUGGAGGAUUAAUUAGACCAAACGCAAUGUCGUCUACUCCCAUGCCGCAACGUGUCACAGAUAGAGAGGCUACCAAGAGGGGCCACUCGUUCUUCCAAUCACCGGCCGUUUUCUUCCGCAGGGAUGGCCAUGCGAGUGAAAACGGCAAGUCUCGAGAUGCCUUCUUGCCGUUUUUGCGGUUUUAUAGAAGGCCGUAUAAUGAGAUGAUAUAUAGGUCAAAGAUGAAGCCUCCACUUGGUGGCCUCAUCUCUAUUGUCUCUCCACAAUUAAGAAGAUGUCAUGUUUCAAUGUCUCAGCGUUUUUGAAUGGAAAAAGUAAAU
Neltuma alba is the source of this 1272-nucleotide messenger RNA. RefSeq lists its product as uncharacterized. The transcript has 7 exons. The coding region runs from base 1 to 1257 and encodes 418 amino acids. The record is from RefSeq and is a predicted model, not a curated record. NCBI's taxonomy places the organism in Eukaryota, Viridiplantae, Streptophyta, Magnoliopsida, Fabales, Fabaceae.